Botrytis sinoallii is the source of this 3377-nucleotide messenger RNA. RefSeq lists its product as uncharacterized. NCBI's taxonomy places the organism in Eukaryota, Fungi, Ascomycota, Leotiomycetes, Helotiales, Sclerotiniaceae. The transcript has 3 exons. The record is from RefSeq and is a predicted model, not a curated record. Gene Ontology annotation, cellular component: membrane; Golgi apparatus. Gene Ontology annotation, biological process: vacuolar transport; protein localization to membrane. The coding region runs from base 847 to 3018 and encodes 723 amino acids.
UACAAGGAAAUGUGAAUAUAUCUCCUCUUCACUGUUCACUCUUCUUUACUUUGUACAUGUCCCUACCAUCUUAAUUGUUCUAUAUAUUUCCAUCUUCCAUCUCCAUCCCCUUCCCUUGCCAUACCUCCCACUCCAAACCUGUUCAAGCCGUUUUGGUGGAGAAUAUUGUCCGCCUAGGUAGUUUUGGUUCUAGUUCACGUUUUCGUUCUCGUUCCUAUUCUCGUUCUCGUUCUAGUUCCACUUCAAUCUUCAUCGGCUUGCCUCGAACCUUGGUACAUCUAAAUCCUCUACCAUCAAAUAACAUAAUUCAUUCACCAAUACCACUUUCUCCAUCUCCUUUCAUUCAUGAGAAGACAACUUCACAGUCCCGUCAUCUCCAUCACGAUUUAAAUUCUUCAAAAGAGGUACUUUGUGCCAAUUGCGCUCGUUAUCAAGGACUCUGCUUUGAUCCUUGAAGGUUUAAGCUUCUUAUCUGAAAAUAUAAUCCCAAUCCCCAUAUUACGCUUUAUGCCAUCGCGCAUCCAUCUUGAAGGAGCAACAGAGCGAUACGACAUCUUGGCUAAAGAUUAGAGAAGGGAGAAAGGGAAAGAAGGAGGAGGAUACCUUUCUAUCUCAUCAACAGAAGAAGAGGAAAACUUUAAUAAGAAACACGCGAUCAUUACAUUAUUUCAUCGAUAAGAAGAUUAUCUUCAAUUCAAUCUCGACAACUCCGUUUGGUGCGACCGUCAUCCAAAGACAUCUACGGACCUUACGGAACUUACGGACUUCAAACCUGGGGGAAGUUCAAUUUCUUAUUGAGCGACUUACACCUUUUAAUAAUUUAUUGGACAAGAUAACAUCAGUACUAUGGCUACCAAUUCUUCAAUGAGGAUAGGAAGUUGGUUAUUAUUCUUUCUAGCAAUUUCAAUAACGGAUGCUUUCUACAUACCAGGUUGGUCGAUUAAGAGUUAUAAAGACAACGAAGCAAUCCCUUUGCUAGUUAAUAAGGUUUACUCCGAUAAUACACAAUUACAAUAUGCCUACUACGAUCUUCCAUUCGUCUGUCCUCCAACCGGUGUUCGUCAUGCCGGAUCUUCUCUGCUCAGCGGCCAAAGUAUAUCAUUGAAUCUUGGCGAAGUCUUACGAGGGGACCGAAUCACACAAUCCGAUAUCGAAUUGGUAAUGGGGAAGGAUCAAGAAUGUAAUUUCCUCUGUUCCAAAACGGUCACCCGAAGAGAUCUUAAGCGCGCAAAAGAAUUGGUUAAGGAUGGGUAUGUUGUGGAAUGGAUUGUGGAUAAUUUACCUGGAGCAACGAGUUUUGUGACAGUGGAUAAAAGUAAGAAAUAUUACGCUGCUGGAUUCAAAUUGGGUUAUAAGGAUUUUUCUCAAACUGGCAAAGCGAGGUAUUUCAUCAACAACCAUCUUACAAUCGUUCUCCGAUAUCGAAAAGCUCCAGGAAAGGAUGGAGAAAAGGGUGGAAAGGUUAUUGUUGGAUUCGAAGUUUAUACCAAGAGUGUUGGAGCUGAUAAGAGAGUGGAAUCGGGAUGUCCUGCGGAUUUGAAUGAUGUCGAUACACCAUUUGAAUUAUAUCUCGCCCCGAAUCAUACCGACUCUUCAUCAACCCUCGCAUACCCACUUUCAUCAUAUCAUCCACCGGAAAGGGAAAUAGAUUUAGAUGAUGGAGCUACAAUGGAGAUUCCAUACACCUACUCUGUCUAUUUCCGUGAAGAUGAAAAGGUCGAAUGGAGAAAUCGAUGGGAUCUAUACUUCGUUAACCAAGAGGAAGGAUCAAGAAUUCAUUGGUUGGCUAUCGUCAAUUCUUUGAUUAUUUCAGGUCUUCUUAGUGGCAUUGUUGCUAUGAUCUUAGCCAGAACUGUUCGAGGAGAUAUUAAAGCAUAUGCAAAGGAUGUGUCUGGAGAAGAUGGAAAAUCAAAACCAAAAAGAAGAUCUAGACCUGGUAGUGGAGCAAGAUCACCUAAAACUGGGGAAAAAACUGGACUCGGUUUAUUGGAUCAGGUUGAUACCGAGAAUGAUGCCGAUGUUUCUUCCGAUGAUGAGCAACUGGAAGAUAUUACUGGGUGGAAAUUACUUCAUGGAGAUGUUUUCCGUCCGCCUCCUUAUGGAUAUCUUCUAGCACCUUUGAUCGGAUCAGGAAUGCAACUCGUCUUCAUGGCCUUUGGAUUACUUUCUUUAAGUAGUCUAGGUAUACUGAAUCCUAGUUUCCGUGGUGGAUUCAUCAGUGUCGGAAUCGGUCUUUUCAUCUUCGCAGGAGUUUUCUCUGGUUAUUUCAGCGCACGUGUUUACAAAACAUUUGGAGGUCUCAAUUGGCGCAAAAAUACCUUGAUCACAGCCAUUCUCUUCCCUGGUCUCCUCUUUUCUCUAGUCUUCAUCCUCAAUUUAUUCGUUUGGGCCCAAGCAUCUAGUACUGCCCUUCCAUUCGGUACCCUCAUCGCUCUUGUAUUCUUAUGGCUUUGCAUCCAACUCCCUCUUGUCUAUGCCGGCUCUUACUACGGUUACACACGUUCCGGUGCAUGGGAAUCCCCAACAAAAACGGCUAUUAUCCCUCGUCAAGUACCAAUUCAACCUUGGUAUAUCCGUUCUACCUCUUCAAUUCUCCUGGCUGGCCUCAUCCCUUUUGCAGUAAUCUUCAUCGAACUUCUUUUCGUCUUUCAAUCACUUUGGCAAGAUAAAAGUGGGUAUUACUAUGUAUUCGGGUUUCUCUCUCUCAUAACUCUUCUUCUCAUGAUCACAAUUGCGGAAGUCACAAUCGUUACCAUUUACAUAAAACUUUGUGCUGAAGAUUACAAUUGGUGGUGGCAUUCUUUCCUCGUAGGAGGUGGAUCAGCAGUUUGGGUUAUGGCAUAUUGUGUGUGGUUUUACAUGAGAAGGUUGCAUAUUGAGGGAUUUGUUAGUGGAAUGUUGUUUUUCAGUUAUUGCGGAGUCGUGGCUGUUACUUAUGGGUUAGCAACCGGAACAGUGGGAUUUUUGACCAGUUUUUGGUUUGUGAGAAGGGUUUAUGGUGCCAUUAAAGCAGAUUAAUAAUAAUACAAAUAAGUAUGAACGAAUAAACGAGUGGACGUACAACUUCUAGUUCCGAUACCAUUAUUUCGUUUCUCGGCGUUUCGGUUUGGAUGGAAUAGGAUUAAGGUUGGGAAUAGGAAUAGCAAUAGGAGUUCAAUUUAUGCGAGAAGUAGGAGAGUAGGCAGAGUAAGGCGGGCCAAGAGAGGAGAGGAAAGGAGCUACGGAAGGAGAUGAGAAGGUAGGACAAUAGGUGAGGAGGAGUGGAGUAGGUGGAGUGGAGUAGGUGGAGGUUGGAGCUAAAGGGGAGGAUUAAGUGCAUUUACAUAUACAUGUGUAUGUACAAGAAAUAGCGAAGAAUAAAACAAUUAGUUUAAAAC